AUGGAAAAUAACUCCAGGACGAUAUCCCAGUCUUCAAAGAAUUCACCAAAAAGACGAAUAGGUUCUUCCACUCGGGUGAAAAGUGUUCACAAUAAUUGCAUUCAAAGCAGCAGAAGCACAAAUAGGGACAAAUGUACCCAAACGAGAAGCAAUUCAAGAAAGGACAUGAAGACCAAAUCGGGGAGAAAUGGGAAGACGCAGUCAGAUUCCUCUCCCAGCAAGAUGCCAAGCUGCACUGUCGUAGAUGUGGACAAUGUGGUGAGCACUGAUGAGAGCGAGGAAGAGCAUGAUGGCCUGAUAGAAAUGGACAUAGCAGAGGAAGGUAUCGGGGACCGAGGUCUGGGAAUCUGUGAGUGUAUUCUCACAUUCAUUUGUUUGCUGCUGGUUCUUCUCUUGUUCCCAGUAUCUGUCUGGUUCUGCGUGAAGGUGGUACAUCAACAUGAACGUGCAGUGAUAUUCAGGUUGGGCCGUCUGCUGCCAGGAAGAGCCAAAGGGCCUGGGCUCUUCUUCUUCAUACCAUGUCUAGACAUUUACCACAAAGUGGAUAUGCGUGUCACUACCCUGGGGAUUCCCUUUCACGAGGUGAUAUCUAAGGACAUGAUGUUAGCUGAAGUGAAUGCAUGCUGCUACUAUCGGGUGGAGAAUGCCUCCCUCUCAUUAACAAGUGUUAUCAAUUUUCAUGACUCACUAUCAUUGCUUGUACAAACUUUUACUAAGCGAAGUUUGGCACAUCGGAAAUUCAAUGAAAUUCUCCUGGAAAGAAAAAACAUUGGUGAUGAAAUCAAGGUUGCACUUGAUGCAGUAACGUGGAAAUGGGGAAUCAAGGUGGAACAUGCUGAAAUCAAAGACAUCCGCCUACCAGCAGAGCUUCAGCAUUCAUUAGCAGUGGAAGCAGAGGCACAUCGGAAAGCAAAAGCCAAGGUGAUUGCAGCUGAAGCUGAGAAGGAUGCCUUAGAAGCCUUAAAAAAUGCAGCUGAUGUUCUCACUGGAUGCCCUGCUGCUGUCCAGCUACGGUAUCUGCAAACUCUUUCUGGUGAGAAAUCUUCCACAGUCAUCUUACCUCUGCCUUAUGAUGUUCUUAAUACUUUGUCAACCAUAAAUCAGAAAUCUUUAGAGACCACUGCUGCAACUGAACCAAUAAAACCAACACUGUCUCAAGAACAGAAGUUCAAGCCUGACUCCCCAAUGUUAUAAGAGAUGGAAAUGACAAUUCUA
Molecule: messenger RNA, 1215 nt
Organism: Amblyraja radiata (thorny skate)
Lineage: Eukaryota; Metazoa; Chordata; Chondrichthyes; Rajiformes; Rajidae
Product: podocin-like
Exons: 8
Coding region: 1-1194 (397 amino acids)
Cellular component (GO): plasma membrane
Source: RefSeq, a predicted model, not a curated record